AUGAACUCGAUUGACGGUUUAAAAACCUCAGGCGAUGAUAUGACUGACAUAAAGGGAUUUUUGAAUAAGAAACAAAUGGAUGAUAAUAGUAAGGGUAUUGCUAAAGACAUUGUAAUCUCAUCUCUACCAAUAAAGUGUUCUGUUAGUGUGAAAGUAGAAAAAUGUGAUCAUGAUUCUAUGAAUGAAAAUGGUCCAGUUAAAGAAGUUGUUAAUUAUGGUGGCACAUUCAGCAUGGAUGAAUGUGGUCUUAAUAUAUCUGAACCUGCAGGAAUUGGCACAGAGGAUGUGGGUAAAAAGUAUACAAUAAGAAAAGUUUUAGCAAGAAAUGAAAAGGAAAUAAAAAGUAGAGUAGUGCCUGUAAAGCAGUAUACUAUAACAAGAACUUCGAUAUUAAAAGCUGUUGAGGAGCAAGCAAAAGAGAAUACUAGUUUAGCUGACAAAUACCUAGAUAUAGCUGUUAGGAAUUUUUAUGGUGAAUGUAGAGAUACUCCAAAAACAUUUCAUGAUAAGCUUAUCUAUGAUGUAUUUGAAAGAUGGAAAGAUUGGUAUGAGACACAUCCUGAGUUUAGAGGUUCACCUUUGUUGUACAUGUGUUAUAUUUGCAAAAUAGGCUGGUGGAGACUGCACCCAUUUAGAGAACAUAUGAAGAGCCAUGGUGAAAAUACAUUUAAAAUCAGAACUUUACCAAGAGAUCAAGAGUUUUACAUGGAAGCAUUUUCUAACCGGGUGCUUAGACCUAUAGAUAUAAACAUUAUUUCUAAUUGUUUGAAAUGUGGUAAACCGGACAAAUAUCAUAACUUCAGACGUCGAACGGCAAAAUAUAAGUGUAAAGGUUGCGAUGCUGUAUUUUUUACAUGCAAUAAACUCGAUGAACAUGAGGGUAUGUGCAUGUUAUAUAUGAAAAUGAAAUGUGACAAAUUAGGAGUAGAGAUGACAAGUGAUUUCAAAACAUGUCCAGUGUGUUUCCGAUACUGUCUAACUCAAAUGGAACUUGACACCCAUAUGACUGACCGACACUCAGUACAUUCAGAUGAUCCAAUUUUAAUGCAAGCAAAGUUAUGCAGUGCUUGCAAUACAAAGUAUCAUAUUUACAAAUUCCAUGACUGCCCGGGAAGAUAUAAAAAUAUAAAGUGCGAAUUUUGCUUUAGGAAAUUCACUACCAUGUCGUUGCAGUACAUGCACAUAAUAUUCUCUAAGAGACUUGUUAAGUGUACAGUUUGUGACAAGUCCAUGUAUCAGUGUAUGCUUCUGGAGCAUAUGUUGCAUCACUCUAAGAAUUACAUGCUUGUGCCCUGGUGUAGUAAAUGUAAAAACAAUUUAUUACACAUUAUAAACUCUUUUUACGAAAAUCAUAUUAUGAAGAGCCAUGGGAGAUGGGUGGAUAGAAAGAAAUGGGGUGCAAAGAUGUUAGUACCUAUGAAAUGCAUUACUGGAGAGAUUGUUCACUCGGAAACAGUUCUUAAUAUUCCUGAGAAAGACUUAGAACUUUUUAUGAGUGGAUUGGAAGACGAUGGAAGUAAUUCCGAAGAAGUCGAUGACGACAUUAUAAUCUUAGAUGAUGGUGGGCCUAUGCCAGUUUUGCCAAAUGAAAGUAAAAAAUGCGAUAUAAAUACACUGCAAGAACAAUUAGAUGCAGAAGUACAAAAGUAUGUUGAAAUGGAUGCAGCCAUAUCUAAAGUUUUCAAAACAUCCAAUUGCUAUCGGAGGUUCACGGAAAAGGAAACAGAACAACCUUUGGAGGAUAAUAUGUAUGAUGAUAAUGAUGAUGAUGACCUUAUUCUUCUUAACAACUCUGAUGAAGUAACAAUAAUAUCAGAUUCUGAUGACGAAAACGAGAAUGAGAACUCUAAAGAAUUUGUAGAAGACAAUGUUAAAAUUAUAAAUUCUAUAGAAAGAAAAGAAUCUAAUACAAAUUUAAAUACGAAAGUGAAGGAAGAACCGAACGAUGAAGCAAAUAUUUCAUGUCGGAAAGAUGGUACAAUAGAAGCACAUCCAGAGCAUAACACAAAAGUUGACAAUUUAAUUGCAAAAGAUAAUUCUGUAAUAGAAAGUUAUAAUGUGGUGAAAGAGUCUCAUUCAGGUCAAUCAAGUAUUGUCAAAGGAAGAAAGGAAGAUAAAAGUACAUGUGCGCAAAACGAAGCUUGUAAUACGGAUUUCAGAACUGGCAUGAAAGAGAAACUAAAACAUGACAAUUUAAGGUCGUGUCUGGGUAAUGGCACAAAUGCGUCAUACCUACAAGACAAAUAUUGCAGUUUGAGGCAUAGUAUAGAAGUAAAAGUAGAACCAGGAGACGUUUCAUGUCUACAAGAUACAGAAUUAAAUUUACAUCAUAGUACUGAUAUGAAAGAAGAACGAGAAGACGAAAUAAUUAUGUCACAUUCAAGUGUAGAUUCAAAUGCAUCAUAUCCACAAGACGUAGAAUUUAAUUUGAAUCAUACAACUGAAGUAAAGGUAGAGGCAAUAGAUGAUAUAGUUAUGUUUCAUUCAGGUGAUGAAACUGCGUUAUGUCCACAAGAGGUACAUUAUGACAAGGUUAAUAAAAUCGGGAUGAAAGGUCUAUUAUGUGAUGCGGCAUUAUCGUGUGGCGAAAAUAAGCGGCUAGCAAAGAAGAAACGUAACGAAAACUUAAAAAAUUAUACUGUUACAGGAGUAUCAGAUAAGGGGGAUGCGGGAGAACCUAUUAAAGAGAAACAUGAUAUAUCUAUUUUAAACCUUGAAAUCUUCUAUGCAUGUAAAAAGUGUCCGUUUCGGGGGUGCUACAAUGAAUAUAUUGAACACAUAACUUCGAGUUGCGUUGCUAUGUCUUUUUGUUGUUCAACUUGUACUAUAGUGUUUUCGACUUUAAAACUUUACGUGCACCAUUUAACACGGCAUAAUUACAAAUUUUUAACAUGUCCCACUUGUAAACAGCAGUUUAACGAGGACUCGAGGUUGUGCUCACAUAUAAUUUCACACUUAAAAAACUUCUACAUGAAGUCGCAAGAUGUACAAAACAUGGAUCUAUCACCUUCACAAAAGAACGAUAUCCUUCAGUGUAUUGAAUGCAAGAAAAUUAUUAAAUCAGAACAAAUCUUCAUUCAUUGGGACUUGCAUUUGAAAAUGAAAAAUGAUAAGAGAAAAGCAGAUCAUAAUAAGGAUAGUGAUGAUGAAGCGGAAAUGAACUCCAAACUUACAAAAGAACUCUUAGAUAUACUCUUAAUAAAGAAAACAAUUAAUAUGCCCAGAAAAUGCAUUGUCUGUAACAAAACCUUUCCUAGACCAAGAGAUUGCAAGCGGCAUUUUAUCAUGCACCUUCUCUUCCAAGCGUUAAGAUCUAAAGUAAAAAACAACAACCAGUUACUGUGCCAGCUCUGCGGCGCUGACCAGAACAGUCCAGCUAAAUAUAAGGAGCACAUGAGGGAGCAUGCUUCCAUGGCCAUAUAUAAAUGCCGAAUUUGCGCCAAAACCUUCAAUGACAACAGCAACUAUUCCAAACACAUGAAAGUGCACAAUCUGUGUUCAUUUAUCUGUGACAAGUGUGGUGCAAAAUUUCUCGUGAAGAAGUGCCUAAUUGACCAUUUGCAAAAACACGAAGCACGCCCGCCCGCCACUUGCCUACAGUGUGACAUGUCAUUUUUUACCGAAGCAAAGUUGAAAAGACACUUAAAAUACAAACACAUGCGCGAUUGCAGGUAUUUUGCAUGUAUGAUAUGCAAGAAGAGGUUAGGGAGCUUGAAGGAGAAAUGGGACCACAUGUGGCUGGAACACCAAGAGAGGAACAUCGAAGCGGACUGCUCUAUAUGCAACAUGAAAUUCAGAAAAAUCAGUGACCUUAAGCAGCACUUAAUGGAGCAUGAAGCACGCCCGCCCGCCACUUGCCUACACUGUGACAUGUCAUUUUCUACCGAAGCAAAGUUGAAAACACACUUAAAAUCAAGACACAAUCGGAAUUAUGCAUGUAUAAUAUGCAAGAAGAGGUUCGGGAGCUACAAGGACAAAUGGGACCACAUGUGGCUGGAACACCAAGAGAGGAAGACGGUAGCAGAUUGCUCUUUAUGCAACAUGAAGUUCAGAAAAACCAGUGACCUCCAGCAGCACUUAAUGGAGAUGCACGAAGCACGCCCGCCCACCUCUUGCCUACAGUGUGACAUGUCAUUUUCUACCGCAGCAAAUUUGAAAAGACACUUAAAAUACAAACACAUGCGCGAGUAUUUUGCAUGUUUGAUAUGCGAGAAGAGGUUCGGUAGCUACAAGGACAAACGGGACCACAUGUGGCUGGAACACCAAGAGAGGAAGACCGUAGCAGAUUGCUCUUUAUGCAACAUGAAGUUCAGAAAAACCAGCGACCUCAAGCAGCACACAAGGGCGCACACAUUUGCUACACUUAAGCCGUAA
Parnassius apollo (apollo) is the source of this 4374-nucleotide messenger RNA. Lineage: Eukaryota; Metazoa; Arthropoda; Insecta; Lepidoptera; Papilionidae. The record is from the annotation of a GenBank genome assembly.